AUGGAGGAUGUUGUUGAAAAAGUACCAGUUCCCCGUCGCUUUGCCAAUUAUCAUCCGAGCGUUUGGGGAGAUCAUUUUCUUGCGUAUGCUUCUCAGCAUAAGGAAAAAUUCUUCGAAGGAGAGGGAGAGCUUCAACGGCUAAGAGAAGAGGUUAGAAAGAUGUUAACUGAAACUCCUGACGAGUUUCCUGGAAAGCUAGACAUGAUAGACACCAUUCAGCGUCUUGGGGUGUCGUACCAUUUUGAGAGUGAAAUCGAGGCAUCAUUGCAAAAGAUUUUCGAUGCCUACCAUGAGUUGAAUCACAAAGAUGGCAAUGACCUCUACACUAUUGCUCUUCGUUUCCGAUUACUCAGACAAAAAGGUUUUCAUGCCUCUUGUGACGUGUUCAACAAAUUCAAGACCCCGAAAGGAGAUUUUAAGGAAUCUCUGGCGAGCGAUAUGCGAGGAAUGUUGAGCUUGUACGAAGCAGCAAACUUUGGACUACACGGGGAGAAGGUUUUGGACGAAGCGCUGAAAUUUACUUCUGAUAACCUUGAAUCCUUGGUUCCAUACUUGAGCAAUUUUCUUGCUGCACAAGUUGUUCAAGCUCUUAAGCUGCCGAUCCAGAAAACUUUGACAAGGCUGGGAGCAAGGCAGUACAUAUCUCUCUACCAACAACAUGAAUCACAUGAUAAAUUGUUGCUAAAAUUUGCCAAAUUGGAUUUUAACAAAGGAUGUUGCUGCAGUAUGUUUAGUAGUCAAAGAAGAGGUGUGGAAAGUAAAGCAUAUGGCAAAGAAAGCGGCACGUUGCAACCUGACAUGUACGGAUCAAGAAGGGUUAUUUUUACAAAAGUAAGUGGUGACCUAUAA
Messenger RNA from Coffea eugenioides, 849 nucleotides. Its product is annotated as (-)-germacrene D synthase-like. The coding region runs from base 1 to 849 and encodes 282 amino acids. The transcript has 3 exons. Gene Ontology annotation, molecular function: terpene synthase activity. Lineage: Eukaryota; Viridiplantae; Streptophyta; Magnoliopsida; Gentianales; Rubiaceae. The record is from RefSeq and is a predicted model, not a curated record.